Molecule: messenger RNA, 786 nt
Organism: Octopus sinensis (East Asian common octopus)
Lineage: Eukaryota; Metazoa; Mollusca; Cephalopoda; Octopoda; Octopodidae
Product: dynein assembly factor 6, axonemal
Exons: 6
Coding region: 1-687 (228 amino acids)
Biological process (GO): axonemal dynein complex assembly
Cellular component (GO): cytoplasm
Molecular function (GO): protein-folding chaperone binding; dynein intermediate chain binding
Source: RefSeq, a predicted model, not a curated record
AUGGAGACCAUUGUAGAGAUAGCUAUAAUGGAGACCAAUGAGGAGAGCAGCACCACCAGCAAUAAAGAUGAAGAUGAUUUCUUCAGGAACAUCACUCGGUUCUGGGAGAGCAGAAGCCACAGGUCACUGAAAUCCAAGGUGCAGAAUUUGGUGAAGACCUGGCUAGAGGCCAUCUUGAAGGCGGUCCUGACUGAAGUUGCCUUUUUUUGGGUAUGUGGUGGUCAUUCAUAUGGCCCUGGUCACGUUGGCCCAGAAAAGAAUUCCAAAGAUGGCACUGCUGAAAAAGAUACAAAACAGUCAAAGGAUAUUUGGAGUGCAGAUGAAAUCCCUGAAGGAUCUGAAUUUGAUAGUUUGUGGGAUCAACGGCCGCAACCAGAAUAUUCAAUAGUUUACAACCAAAAUGUAAGAACAGAAGACAUCUUCCUGCAAAUGGGCAAUAAAACGCCAAGCAGCAGCAGUUGUGAAAGAAUGGUCGUAAAAAUUCAACUGCCAAAUACCAUGAUGAAAGAUAUCUCACUGGAUGUGAAACCUAAAUUUCUAGAUCUACGGACUCCCAAAUAUAAACUUGGUCUCCAUUUGCCAUUUACUGUGAAGGAAGAUGAAAGUCAAGCUCAAUGGGAUGGAGGAGAGAGUUGUCUUAGUGUGUCACUGAAAAUGAUCAGGGAAUUUGACUUUGUGAACUUCUGAUAAGAUCUGUAAAAGAGUACACAUGCAAGUCUUUACUAGGUGUAUGCUUGUGGGUAUUUGUGUGUGUAUGAUGUAUGUGUGUGUGUGUGUGUGUAUGUG